UGAUGUAGCUUGACAGUAGCGGUGGCGGGCAGCAGUUUGGUCAGAUGAAUCACAUGUCUGCACCGUCCCCGUUAUACGGUGCUAUAAAUACGAGCAGCAGGGAGACUGAAGCAGCUUCACACUGUCUGGAGUCUCAGGAAAACAGAGGGUUUUUUUUUCCUCAUCAUUGACUGCUGGCCCUGUGAGAGUCAGAGAGGAUGUUAAUGAUGAUGAUGAUGAUGAAGAAGAAGGGGUCGAAGUCUUUGGCUGUGGUGGCCCUUCUUCUGGCCUCAGUCAACUGUAUCCUUCCUCCAUCAAAAGAAGAUCUUACCCAGAUCUCACUCAAGGGAGAGAAGUAUCUGGAUAAACAGAUUGAAAAUGCCAUUAACGGAGUGAAGGAGAUGCAGAGUGUGAUGCAGAAAUCUUCAGAGGACCACAAGAAGGUUUUGGAUUCCCUGGAGAAGACCAAGGAGCAGAAGGAGAAAGCGAUGCGUGCAGCUCAGGAGAUGGAAGCCAAGCUCGAGCAGGAGGAGGAGGUCUGCAAUGAGACCAUGAAGGCUCUGUGGGAGGAGUGUAAGCCUUGUCUGAAGAACACCUGCAUUAAAUACUACUCCCGAACAUGUAGCAGUGGAUCUGGACUGGUGGGACGCCAGCUGGAGGACGUGCUAAACAGAACGUCUCCCUUCUCCAUCUGGAUCAACGGGAAGAAGAUAGAUGUCCUGGAGCAGGAGGGACAACGACAGACGACAGAAUUCAAGAACCUGGAGGAAAAAUACACAGUGAUGGCUGAUGGUGUGGAGAACAUAUUUACAGACAGUAUGAAGGUGGCCGAUGUGCACUACAACCCUCCAGUGUUCUUCCUUCCCAAUUUCCUGGGACGGUACACUCGCCAUAGCAGAAGCAUUCGCUCUCUAUUCCACGAUCCUUUGCACGGCUUCCAGAGUUUGUUCUCGCCCAUGAUGGGCAUGAGCAGGAACUUAUUCAGUUCAAUGGGAUCCAUGAUGGACAUCGACACAGACACACCUCCUAAUGAGGACGGCAGCAUAAAUGAGGACGUGGUCAUCACCGAACCUUUUGGCAACGGCAGGAUGACCUGCAGAGAGAUUCGCCGCAACUCAGCCGGCUGCCUCAAGUUCCGUGACGAGUGUCAGAAAUGCAAAGACAUUCAGCAUAUUGACUGCUCCGGUAAGAAACCUCUGGAGGGCCCACUGAAGGAAGAGCUGGAGGAGGCGUUGGCCAUGGCUGAGCGUUUCACUCAGCAGUACAACAGCCUCCUGAAGAGGUUGGAGGAGCAGAUGUUUAACACCUCCUCCAUCCUGGACAUGCUCAACACACAGUUCGGCUGGGUGUCGUCUCUGGCAAACGACACCAACACCAAGGACAACAUCUUCCGGGUUCAGACGGUGAUCUGCAGGGACACUGAGGAGAAGCCAGGUGAGGAGAAGAAGCAGCCUGGAGAAACGAACGUGUCUGUGCAGCUCUUCGACUCUCCACCUAUGAACAUCAGCGUGCCGGGUGACAUCCCCUGGACCGACCCCAAGUUCUCUGAGGUGGUGGCCCAGGAGGCUCUGGACCGCUACAAGGAAUCCAGCAUUGUGGUCAAAUAAAGUCCCAGUUGGAUUUGUGCCCCAACCUGAACUGUCUGCUGACAAGUGAAUGUUCUGGAUUCAUCAAAACACACCUGAAACCAAGACGAUAAACACACCUGGAAAAAAAACCCUGAAGCCAACCCACUGAUUCUGAUGUAAAGUCCUGCUUUUGCAAACGACAGAGUUUAACCUCAGAUAUUUAUAUUGUUACAUUAGAGCUCUUUGUCCUGCUGCAAGAGAAGAUAUUCAGUAGAUGUAGAUAGCAGGCCUCUUCGUGUCUAUAGUACCUCCAACAUAAGGCCUUAACCAUGUGUCAGCUGGGCUUUGACAUGAUUUAUGCUUGAGUUUCUGUUAAAAGCCCAACUGUAUGUGAUUAACUCAGUUUAUUCUCUGCAUUAAGCCUUUCUAACACAUGAAGAUUAAACUGAUAUUUCCUCCACAACGGUUCAAAGAUUUGAUUUGUUGCAAAGAUUUGUAGAAAACUAACAUUUAAAGUUUAUUCAGGCCAUUUCAGUGACUUUAAUGACCUGAUCUGCCCUUCUACAGAUCUCUGAUAGCUUUUAUCUGAGUUGGUUGAAGUGGUUGACUUGCUAGAGUUAAAAUCACUGAUUGGAGAGAUUAAACUUGAGAAAGUGAAAAUACGAGUUGAUUAUGUUCAGGAUUUCUUUGAGCACCUCUGUACAACAGCCUAGCAAUGAAACAGUACAUAGAGAUCAAAUAAAAACCUGCUCAAACCCA
Siniperca chuatsi (mandarin fish) is the source of this 2306-nucleotide messenger RNA. RefSeq names its product clusterin (gene clu). Lineage: Eukaryota; Metazoa; Chordata; Actinopteri; Centrarchiformes; Sinipercidae. The coding region runs from base 198 to 1586 and encodes 462 amino acids. The record is from RefSeq and is a predicted model, not a curated record. The transcript has 10 exons.